Didymodactylos carnosus is the source of this 765-nucleotide messenger RNA. NCBI's taxonomy places the organism in Eukaryota, Metazoa, Rotifera, Eurotatoria, Philodinida, Philodinidae. The record is from the annotation of a GenBank genome assembly.
AUGAGUAGGAAAUUAGACUCUAUAAAACUGUAUAGUGACGGAAUUGCUGCGAAUGAACUCCCACGAAAACAUUAUGAUGAAACAAUAAAUUCAUCAAGAGCAUAUCGUCUUGAUCAUGAUACAAAUGGAAUUGUUUCGCUUCGUGUUAUAAUUCAACCACCCAAACCCCGUGAAGAUAAAAAAAAACAAAAAACAGAGCCACGUGAUCUGAUACUGUUAGAUCGACGUGAAACAAUUUCAUUGUUAGUGCAAAAAGCACUUGUUUAUCGACUAGCAAACAAUAAUUCAACUAUAUCAAUCAAUCAGUUGCACAAGGAAUUAAAAAAAAUUAUUUUAUUAGUAGUGAAACAGAAAAUGCAACUUUUCUAUCUACGUUUCAGUGAUAGUCCAAAUUCGAAGUUAUUCACAGUUGAGCCUCAACAGCCAACAACAGCAGCAACUCCACAACCAACAAGAGCAACACCUCGAAGUCCAACGUUACCACCGAACAAAGAAGCCGAACGUAUCAUAUCAACAAAAUUAUUACGUUCGAUACCGAAAGUGUGCCCACGUGCAGCUCCAAAAGAAGCUAUAAAACUUAUUAUCAUGGUAUUCAAUAACGAUUCAAUAAAAGUUAGCCACGAUCUUUCUAAUGAUAUUGGACGUUUAUUAUCUUUGGAUAUAACUGGAACAUGGAAAUCGAAAUCUAGACAAGAUAGCUGGUUUACGGUGGAUGAUGAAUCAGUGUUUUCAUCUCGACAUGGACAAGACAUGGCCCGUAUGUGA